Penicillium vulpinum is the source of this 1002-nucleotide messenger RNA. RefSeq lists its product as uncharacterized. Bases 1 to 1002 code for a protein of 333 amino acids. NCBI's taxonomy places the organism in Eukaryota, Fungi, Ascomycota, Eurotiomycetes, Eurotiales, Aspergillaceae. The transcript has a single exon. The record is from RefSeq and is a predicted model, not a curated record.
AUGUGUGUAAGCGAUUUGACUAUCGACCUCCCCUGCGAUGAAGAUCUAUGGGCAUGUGGAGGUGAGAAAGAGUGGAAGCAGAAACUUGAUUCAAAACCCAGUAAGAAAUUCAGCAUUCCCACUCGGUUGGUUGAUAUUAAUCUAUCUAUGCCAGGCCCGACUCAGCCAGUAAAGGUUGCUGAACUGCUUCGCAACAAAAGUAUCAAAAAAGAUGAUCUGAAAUCCCUAGGGCCCUCUGCUCUCCUUGUGGCAACCUGCGCCGCAUACGUGGAAGAAAGAGUGUUGAUGAAACAAUUCGGUGGUGAUUCAUCCCAUCCACUCUUCGAAGGCUCAACAGGAAGUAUCUUCGACCGCUUAAACAAGCACACUGACGAUCUUUUGGGCCUUUUCCCACGAGUCUACAUUCAUUCCACCUCACCUAUUGUCGAUAAUACUACAAAAUUUGCUCAUCUACUCCAAAUUAUCCGUUUUGUUCCUUACCGAAUGUUAUAUUCAUCCUGUGGUUGGUCAAUGCGCAAACCUGAAGCAGAUACCUUCGCACAACAGAUCUCCCAGAAACUGGAGGAAGAGCCCCAAAAGGCUCGCCACACUCUGAUCCAUGCAGCUCAACUCCUUCAUACUAUUCAAACCCAGCAGUUGCCCGAAUGCUUUGACUCUUUCUUUGUCCUCAUGGCGUCACUUUAUAUUUGGUUCUAUGACCGGUUCAUAGUGGCCGGGAAAAGAGGCGAGGUAGCUGGUCCGAUGCACCUCCAUAUUUUGCGAAUUGAUCGAGAUAUUGGACACGACAAUUUAGCGAAUUGGGUGAAUGGAGAAGAUGAAGACGAGAAGCUCAUUCACAUAUCUGGGAUAGGUGUUCUUAAUGGCUCGGAUAGUACCUCGCGCGUUCUGAAAGAGGCUAUCCACGUACUAAGCCAUGAGGGGCCCUGGUCUGUGCAGUCAAAUACCAUCGCUCGGUCAUUGCAAGGGAUGCUUGCGGGAGGGUUACCUUCGUUUGAUGACUAA